Messenger RNA from Colletes gigas, 4864 nucleotides. Its product is annotated as acyl-CoA:lysophosphatidylglycerol acyltransferase 1-like. Gene Ontology annotation, cellular component: endomembrane system. The record is from RefSeq and is a predicted model, not a curated record. The transcript is spliced from 6 exons. The coding region runs from base 471 to 1619 and encodes 382 amino acids. NCBI's taxonomy places the organism in Eukaryota, Metazoa, Arthropoda, Insecta, Hymenoptera, Colletidae. Gene Ontology annotation, molecular function: acyltransferase activity.
GUAAUCGAUGAAUUACGUAUGCUUAAACAUCGAUAAGACGCAAAAUUCUUUUCCAUCAGCCUUGUUAACUUUCGUCGCCAUUCUAUUUACGUUACGUCCGCUGUGGCGAUUUCACAUAUAGCAGACGUGACAGAACUAUGGUGUAUUUUUGAAAAAAAUGUCACGUGAAUGGUUAACGAGCCGAUAAAUUCGUCUAGCAAUGGCUUUAUCUUGCUAGCUGUGCAUGAAUCAGAAACGGCGAUAUCGUGAACAAUUAUUCUACGAUAAAGCCACGCGGCAGGUUGAUUGGAUUUUACCGUAUCGGUGUUGUUAUUAAGACUCGAGAGUCUCAUGUAAACAGCACGCGGGCCUUGUGUGUCAUCCGAUCUAAUGAUCCUUAUUAUGUAAUUUGUGCAUCGGGGAAAUGCUAUGGUCGAAAAAACGUGGAUGAAAUUUGCCGGAGUUCGCGUUACGAACGGUGCCCUUAAAAAAUGACUGACUUUUCUUCUUCUUCUACUUUCGCGAGGGUAAUUGGUAACGUGUUGACUUUUAUAAAAUGUAUCGUUCGAACCAGCUUUGUGAUAUUAAACAAUGCUUAUUGUAUACCUACAUAUGUAGUAUGGAUGACACUAUUAUUCCCUGUAAAAGUUUAUCAACCUCAAGUGUACUGGCGGAUCGAAGGAUUAUUUUUCCAUUGGUUAUUAGCAAUGGUUUCAAUGUGGACUUGGUCCGCAGGCUAUGAUAUAAUAGAACAAGGUGAUGAUAUACAAAAGAUCAUUAGCGAAAAAACGUUAGUAAUAGCAAAUCAUCAAAGUACCGGAGAUGUUCCUAUGUUAAUGACAACAUUUAAUGCAAAACCAAAUGUAUUGCCUAAUCUGAUGUGGAUCAUGGACAGGAUUUUUAAAUUUACCAAUUUCGGCAUAGUUUCCAUAUUACAUCAAGACUUCUUUAUCAUGUCUGGUCGUAAACGAAGGGAAGAGAGUUUAAGGCAGCUAGAAAAGCAUUUGGUAAACUCGUAUAUUCCGCUUAAUAGAAAGUGGAUGGUUUUAUUCCCAGAAGGAGGUUUUUUAUGUAAAAGGCGAGAGACUUCGCAAAAGUAUGGUAAAAAGAAUAAUCUGCCUAUCCUUGAAAAUGUAUCUUUACCUCGAGUAGGAGCAAUGCAGACUAUAUACGAUACAAUUGGUCCAUCACAGGAUAAUAAUAGUUCGGAACAACAAUUAGAUAAUAGAGCAAACGUUAUUUGUGAUACAGGUAUGAUAGUGGCUAAGCCAGAAAUCAAUUGGGUUCUUGAUAUAACAAUAGCAUAUCCUCAAGGUAAACCAAUUGAUUUACCUACAAUUAUAACUGGUUCUAGACCACCGUGUGAAACAGUACUGUUUUAUCGAGUUUUUCCUAGUUCAGUGGUUCCGCGAGAACCAGAAUUAUUGUCUAAAUGGUUGUAUGAUAGGUGGGUUGAAAAAGAAGCACUUUUGGAAAAUUUUUAUAAAUACGGAACAUUUAUUGGCACACAAGCAUCAGCCAAUGAAGGUUCCAAGGUCCAUCAGGAUCCAUUGAGAUUCCUAGUCCUUCAUUUAUUUUUUAUAACAUCUAGUUAUAUACAUUAUAAUAUGUUUGCGUAUAUGCUCUCUUGCUUCUGGUAAAGCGUUUUAUGCUAUACAAGAAAUUACGUUCAAACAUGAGUGAAAUUACGAUGUAGUAAAGUAAAAAUAUUCCUGCCUUAAAUAUUACUCUUGAUGUUGACUAAUAAAACUAACGAGUGUAUGAAUUGUCAAUUCCAAGUGAAUGUUUAUAAUCUAGAUACGUCAUAGGUAGUUAAUUGAAAUUACUAUACAGAAUUAUUUGAUCACGAUGUCUGUUCCAUUAAUUAAACGAUCGUAAUUAGGAAGUUUUAAUAACAAAAUUUUGGUUUCAUUAACGAAGUUCAUUACGGAAAAUUAUUUUUACAGUUUUGCAAAUUUCUGUUAUAAUUGGCCAUUCUUUGAAAUGUUUAUUUUAAUUUAUAUAAAUGAGGUGCGUAAGAUACUUCAUAACAUUAUAGUCAUGACAUGACGUUUAUAACACAAUUUUAAAAACCUAUCUGAUGAAAGACAUUAGUAACAUAAAAUUGUCAAUAAUAUAAUGAAAAUUUUAUUUUAUUUGGAUAAAGAAUAGUACAGAUUCAUUUCAACGAACAGCUAUAAAAUAUGGAUGUUUGAGCUGUAUGGAAAGUAUCUAGAGAGACGAUUUAAGCUUUUUUAUAUGAAAUUCAUUGUAAAGAGUACAUUUUAAUGUUUAUAUCUAUGCAAGUCAGACGAUUUAAUUAAUAUUUGUUUAUUCACUGAGAUAUAUGUAUUGCUACCACCUAUGUGAUAGUUUCGAUCGCGCUAUAUUAAUAUAAACGGUAUCAUUUUUAUUUCUCCAUUUACUACAUAGUGUGAAAAUGUGUCUACACUUGACUAUCUGUCUGGAGGACUUGGCAACAUUUCAGGGGAUUUUCAUAACAUCCUACAUGUGUGUUUUGUAAUACGGUAUCUUAAGUAGGAUUGCAAAUAUUCUAUGAAGUGGAAUUGCAAGAUGUAAUAGUAAAUUGUUACUGCUGCCGUAGGAGCGGUAAUAGUAAAUACCAUUUCGAAGGAAUAUCCAUUUAUUUGUGAUACAUGAUAGAAAAGAAAAUAUUUUUCAAUGCGAAGUCAAUCAUACAAACAUAAUUUUUUAAAUCACAUAUUAGAAAAUUUAUGUAAGUUCGUAAUUCUAUGAGGAGAUAGAUGUGAAACUUAAAUACAAAUUGUUUAAAAAUUUGGCAGAAAUGAAAAUCAUAUCUUAAAAGAAUCUGUCAAAGUAAGAAAGAUUUAUACUUAAUUGCUAAAUCUCAACCAAUAAUAACGCUGUUUGGUAAAGAAAAACAGCCGUGCCUUGUUCCUACGGACAAACCUCAGUGUUACUUGUAUAUAUGCAUAUGCAAAUUUCAUAUGUAACGUUCACGGUUAAAUCAGCGCCUAUAAUUAAUUUUUAAGAUGUUCAGGUGUCAUCGCUUGAAGGGAAAACCUUAGAAAUAAUAUAAUUGUUAAAGAUAUGUUUUUUAUGCUGCCUAAUUGGUUAUUACGAAGUAAAAAGCAUAGCCCAAAUUCAAAGCAAUUUCUAGACUGAUCGAUUCAGAUGAAUAAAUUAGUUAAAGCAUAUAAUAAAUGAACAUCCCGUUGUCGUGUAAUAAACAUAGAAGAUUAAUUUUUUCUGUGAUUACUAUUAACAGAAAACAUUUUUAAUUAUAUGUCUAUUUCAAUGACAACAUAGAAUUUUACGAUGAAAUGAAAUAUAAUUGUACAAAACAAUAAUUUCAGUAAGGCCAAUGUUAGUUGCAUUAAACUGUAAGUGAUUAUAUUAUUCGCAUAUUAAGAGCAUUAAUUUCCUGUAAUAUACGAGCAUAUUAAACACAUCAAUUUUUGAAUUUAUAUAUCUGCAUACGAGAACACUAUAUUAUUGACAUAUACGAAUAUUUUUUUACAUUUCUUUGCAUUUCAGUGCAUUUAAUACGUAAACUACAUGAAAAAGUACCAACAAAACGUGCAAGUGUUUGCAGACAAAAAGUUCAACAUCGUAAAGUAGAAAGAAGUGUUGAAUCGAAAUAAUUUAUAUUUGCAAAUUCAAUGAUUUUUUUUGUCUCUUAUUUAUAUCACGGUUAUAUUUUUAUUUGUUAACAGAGUAAUAAAAUUCUGUUGAUCCUUAGUUUCACACCCUUAUGUUUAUUAAAUAUUUAAGUGAAUCCAUAAUAUCACGAUAGAAUGCAUCUAGUCUGGGUUGCAAACUUUUGAACCAAUGGAAACAAGAUUCUAAAUGUAUUACUAAUUGUACUAUAAGAAACAUUUAAAUUUACCAAUAAAAUUUAUGUUUCACAUUUUAAAAACUGUUACGUAUCGUUUGAAACUAUUCAAUUGAACAUAAUGUUAUUAAAAGGGAAAAAAUAUGGAAAUGAAACUUGACUUUAUUGCUAAUCAAAAGUUACAAAUAUACAAUAAGAUGUUACUAAUACUUAACUGUGAGUAAUAUAACGAUUUAAAACUGAACUAUAGGUAAGAAUGCAAAGGAAAGAAACAGUGUAACAUAAUGAUUGCAUAAUAGCAUAUUUACUUCAUUACAAGGGCCAAUAUUUUUGAAACAUUUAGAUACGUUAGAUUUUUAAUAUAACAUAUGGUACAAUAAAAGUUUAAAACUCAAGUUUCAUUGAAAACCAAGAAGCAAUCUAACUAAACAAAUAAUUAUAUCAAUUACAGUGAGGACUAUUUAUUAUAUCUAUAGUUAUUGCAUAAAACAUUUGUUUUUGCGUUGAGGAUGAGUUGUAAGCCAAUAAUUAAAAUAAAUGUCACACUUUAUACAGCACACUUUGCACCUGAAUGUCAGUUUCACAAUGUUAGCUAUGGAAAUAAUGUAAAAUAUUAUUAGUGAUAAUAAGUUAUGACAUGAGCCCUUUUGGUUGUACUUUAACAUCUUCUAUUUCAUUGCCUUUACUAAGUUAUACAUAGAUAACCAGUAUUACUUGUGCACACUAUAUUGGAACUAAUUAUUCUUAUUGUAUUUAUGUUUAGUACAUAUUUUGUAUAUAUUUGAGUGUAGCAUUUUCGUGUUAUGUUCAAAAAAUAUUAAGAGCAUUAUUUUGUGUUGUACUCUUAUUAUAAUCAUAUUGUAUGAUAAAGCAGGCAGUAUUUAGCACAUAUGUAAUCUACAAUUUCAGGUGGAAAAACUAAUAAUAUUACAGAGAAAAUCGAUAUAUGGCAAUUAUAAAUUCUAUGAUACUGAUGUUUGUAAUAUUUGUGUGCUGUAUGAAAGGUGUUUAGAAAUUUUUGGUGUAUUCCGAUUCGAAUCUACAUACUGUAAACACCUUUAUAAAAAAUAAUAAGAAUGUAACUGAAAA